UGUGAGAAUAGAUAUUAUUUAGAUUGUUCGAGGACACUGAGACGGGAUCACGGAGAGUUUGUUUUUGUCCCCUGGAGUAGCUGUCCUGUGUGAGGUGAGAUUUGUUUUUAGCAGGUUGAAACAUAAUUUGGAGUUCCACAACAAUGUACAUGGAUUUACAACGGCUUUGGUUAUAACACCAUUUACAUCGCUGCGUCUUUUUGGAGUUUAUGUCGGACAGUCGUCAGUUUUAAAGUACUGCAGUGAGGGCUCGUAGGAACAGCUGCCAUUCUCAGAAUGUUGUUGAAGCUGAUAUUGAUGGGCUCAGGGUGGGUUGGAUUCACGGACACUCGACACGGUAUGGUCGCCAUAACAUUCUUUGCCUUCUUUAUGCAAGUGCUCGUGGAUGCCAGCUCAUGGUGGUCUCUAGCGUUGAAUCCACUCCUGAUACCAGAAGUGUAUAUCAUCGGGGCUCAGCCGCUCUGCAGUCAGUUGGAUGGACUAUCUAAAGGCCAGAAGAAGCUUUGCCAACUGUACCAGGAUCACAUGCAGUACAUUGGAGAGGGCGCUAAGACGGGCAUCAGGGAGUGUCAGUACCAGUUCCGCCAUCGCCGCUGGAACUGCAGCACUGUUGAUAACUCCUCUGUGUUUGGGCAUGUCAUGCAGAUAGGCAGCAGAGAGACAGCAUUUACAUACGCCAUCAGCGCGGCUGCUGUAAUGAAUGUAGUGAGUCGCGCCUGCAGAGAGGGGGAGCUGUCGAGCUGUGGCUGCAGCAGAGCUGCAAGACCUAAAGAUCUGCCACGAGAUUGGAUGUGGGGUGGCUGUGGAGAUGAUGUCAAUUACGGAUACCGCUUUAGCAAGGAGUUUGUGGAUGCCCGUGAACGUGAGAAAAGCUUUGCCAAAGGCUCUAUGGAGAGCGCCAGACUUAUGAUGAACCUUCAUAACAAUGAGGCGGGACGGAGGACCAUAUCAGAUCUGGCUCAUGUGUCAUGUAAGUGUCAUGGUGUGUCCGGCUCCUGCAGUCUGAAAACAUGCUGGAUCCAGCUUGCAGAUUUCCGUAAGGUGGGCGACGCUCUGAAGGAGAAAUACAACAGUGCCGCUACCAUGAAGCUCAACAGUCGUGGAAAACUCGUCCAACUUCACUCUAAAUUUAACCCUCCCACCAGCCAUGACCUGGUGUACAUCGACCCCAGUCCAGACUACUGUGUAGAGAACAAGACCACUGGCUCACUUGGAACUCAAGGUCGCCUCUGUAACAAGACAUCCGAGGGCAUGGACGGGUGUGCGCUCAUGUGCUGUGGUCGCGGUUACGAUCAGUACAAGGCGCAGCUGGUGGAGCGCUGUCACUGCAAGUUCCACUGGUGCUGCUACGUCAAAUGCAAGCGGUGCGCGCACAUCGUCGACCAGUUUGUGUGCAAGUAGUGUCCAGCGAUUGACAAGAGGAGAAAAGUGAAAUACAUUAUUUAUAGAGUUGAAAACAUUAUGGAAAAGACUUUGUUAUCCUUCUACCAAUUCGUCAAAGGAAACUAUAUCAUUAUAUAUUUAUUUUCUGAGAUUGUUCAUUUUGCAGAUAAGAGAGGAUUUGAAUGAAAAAUUACUCAAAUACAGAGUUGUGCAGUCUUGGUAUUAUCCAUAUAGAGUUUAUACAUUAAGUUUGGCCUGAUUCUUUAAGUUUCACAUGCGGUACCAUGCUGAGAUUCAACCAAUUUUUGAUAUUUGAAAACAGUGAUAAAUAGUUUCUAUGCUAUUAGCAAAUGUUUCUUCAAGUGGAAUUUCAUUGCUCUCAUUUUAUUUUACUUUACACUGAUUUAUUAAAAUUUUUUACAAAUUGAUCUUAAAGAGAUGUUUCACCCCAAAAUGAAAAUUCUGUCAUUAUUUAAACCUGGUCUCAUAGUGAAAGCGUGACUCUAUAUACAAAAUGUGUUAUAUGUGUCUUCAGGUGCAAUUCCCUGCAGUUUCCAUUAGAAAGGAACACUAGAGGCACUACAACAACUGUUUGUUUUAUUCACUUUCACUCAAAUCAUGACUUUAAUGGCUGAUUAAUACUUUAUAAACUUAUUUUUCUCUCUAUUACUCAGACCCACUUUUACUCUAAUGCAUCUUUUGAAAACAAUACAUUGUAAUGCUUGUAUUACAGACCCACCUACAUAUAUACACUUAUUCCAAGUUGAUUAGCAAGCAUGGUAGCAGAGCAUUGGCCUUUGAGUCAGAGGACUGCUGGUUCAAUUCCAGCCAUAAACUCAAGCUGACACGUGACGUGAUAGAGUCAUAGAAGCGACUCGAAAUGGUUGCUUCAGAAAAUUUGCUUUUCAUUUUAAAACACUAAUGUUUAGGUUUAGGCAUUGGGUAGGUAAGGAUGUAUUUUUAAUGUCUCGUUUAAAUUUUAAAACACUAUUGGUUAGGUUCAGGCAAAAGUUUUAGGUUAGGGAGGUAUGUUUUAAUCAUUAAAACAUCCAUCUAAAUUCACCUUAAAUCCUUGUCCGUAUACAACACCAUAUUAAUACAACACCAUAUUACUUGCUUUUAAUGUCCCCAGAUGAACAUUUAAUUGGAAAACUGUAGGUAAAAGUGUUAUACAGCACGUACAUUUUGAAUUGCAAAAAUGUUGUCAUGGUUACGUAAAUUUCAUGAGAUCAGGCUUAUUUAUUCAGCUUCAUGUUGCUUAAGACCUGUAAUGCUGUAUUGCAUUCAACUUGAAAAGACAGAAUUUCCAACUUCCAACUAGAAGAAAUGUGCAACAGAACGCCACUUAAAGUCAGACAUCCAACUUGGAAACUUGUGCGGAAAUCGUCAACUCCAGAUUCGCAUUUGUCUUUGCUGACAGUCGAAAAACCGAAGAGGUGCUGUUUUGUUUGCUUGUAUGUCAUCUUCCAAGCCUCUCACAAUUGAAUACCUUUUUAUUUGGAGAUCGAAGACAUCAAGUUGAAAUAUCCCACAUGGACAUUGAAUAGAACACUGCAUUAUUUGUUUACAUGGAACAAAAGUCAUAAGUCACGCAAGAACCAUUUUUGGCAUCAGUUACCAAUGACACACCGUUAUUAACUGUGGGCUAGAAAUGAGCAUCUUAUGGUCUGUCUUCAGGAGACUUGGAAUAUAGUGCAAAAAUGUUAUGGACUACUUUGUGAUGCUUUUUAUAAUGCUCAUGAUUUUAAAAAAAAUGUUGUCCUUUUUGGAGCUUGGCAGAUGUAGUCACUAUGAAUCGUUGUUGUAUGGAAAACAGCUGUGCAAAGAUUCUUUAAAUGUUCUCAACCUAACAUCGUAUAGAUUUGGAAUGACACAGAAGAGUUACGCAUUUAUGUUGUUCUAAAUCUAUAUGCUGUUUUGUUGAUAAUUAAAAAUUUUUAAUGACAAUUUUAAUUUCUCUGUGAACUACUGUACUCUUUUUUUAUUAUUAUUUUUAGGUUUUGAUUAAAUUUACAGUAUGAGCUCUGAUAGAACAUGUACAUCACCUAGAGGUCUAUUGAUGUCUAUGUUUACAUCUGGAUGACAUAUUUUUACAUUGUUUGCUCAUCUUCAAUACGUCUAUAAGACCUUUCCUCUCGGAUGUCAAUAAGACAUACAGCAGAUGUCAUUUGUGAUUUAGAACGUUGUUAAUCCUGAUCUUUUUAAGAUGUUUAGCUGAUAUAAAUUAGAUUGUGAUGGUUUCCAGAUGAAAAUAUCUAAAACAGACAUCUCAGAGAUGUAUGUGGGCUAUCUUGGACUACACCAUGUCAUCAUUUCUUCAUGUUUAUCCACUAAUUUGCUUGAUAAUAAUGUUCAGAUACCACUAAAAAUCCUUAGAAUUAAUUUAAGUUAAAUUGUAGCAAUGAAAUAAGAUUCAGAAAAUAUGUGUUAUCACUUCCUCAGUAGCACUGCAUUUGCUCAGACUGUCGUACUGUAGGUUAAACAACAGUGUCAUAAUAUUUGGACAGCUGAAGUUGCCAUGUGUUCUUCGAUUGUACAGAAAUGAGCUUGUUUAAAAUAAUUUAGCCUAUAUGAAGUGCCUGUGUUUGACAAACUCUGAGAAACUGAUUAUUAAUUACAGCCCAAGCAAGUCGUAAAUAAAUACAUAAAAAAUCGGUAUUGUUUUUACAUCAAUAACUGAGUUCACACAUAAUUUUAUUCACAAACAUUGUUAUUUGCUUGUAUUCUUCUUUCUUAAAAACCUUUAC
This is a messenger RNA of Xyrauchen texanus (razorback sucker), 4130 nucleotides long. It is a transcript of the gene wnt5a, whose product is annotated as wingless-type MMTV integration site family, member 5a. NCBI's taxonomy places the organism in Eukaryota, Metazoa, Chordata, Actinopteri, Cypriniformes, Catostomidae. The record is from RefSeq and is a predicted model, not a curated record. Gene Ontology annotation, cellular component: extracellular region. Gene Ontology annotation, molecular function: frizzled binding; cytokine activity. The transcript has 5 exons. Bases 277 to 1401 code for a protein of 374 amino acids. Gene Ontology annotation, biological process: cell fate commitment; canonical Wnt signaling pathway; neuron differentiation.